AUGCCACCAAACAACAACCCCCACCCCGGCUCCGGCUCAGCCUCCCAAUCCCUCCCCCCUUCCUCCCUUAACCCCCUAACCUCGGCCACCGGAAUAGUAGUCAUGGUCCUCAUAACCACCAUCUCCCUCGGCCUCACAAUCGCCCUCCUCCUCCUCUACCUCCGCAAGCGCAAACGCUCCGCCCAGCGCAGACUCGCCGCCCGCUUAAGCGGCAUGCCUGAGAUCCGCGCUGGUGACUCCACAGAAACUGAACGGUCACACAUCACCACCCAUGCCCACCAAGAGGGUAGCAGACUCCAAAAAUGGGGAAGCAAGGAAGCGUUCGAGGUUGUUGAGAUUGGUGCGCCGAGUCUAGCGAGUAUGGCUAUUGAGGGGGGGAGGCAGAAAAGGGCUAGGUCGCUUCCUGCUUUGUGGGGGGGGGAGAGGGGGAGGGGGAUGUUGAGGCGGUUGACGGAGGAGGAGGAGGAGAGGGGGUUGAGAAAGGGGAGAGAGGGGGGGAAGAAACUUUCGAGGAGCCGGUCGUGUGCUUGGCCUAGUGAGAUGAAGAGGUUGGGCGAGGGUGACGAGAACAAGGCGGAGGGGGGGUUGGUGAACGAAACUACUGCUGCCGCGGGGGUUGAGCUGCCUAAACGGAGUUUCUUCCGGGGCGGGUCGUUGAGGGAAAGAGGGGAGAGGGGGUCUUGGCCGGUGAGGGAGUUGACCGGGGGGUUGUCGAGGGUUCAUCACACCGUUCAUGGGUAUCCUUCCGGCGGUGUGUCUGCGUGGGGACGGCAGCAGGAGGAGAAGGAGAGGGAGAUCGGGCUUGGGAGUGAUAAGAUCAGGGGGUAUGGGUGUUUGAGGUUGGGGCCUGGGUUUGCUGAUGGGGCGGGGAGGGUGUUGCCUGAGCCGCCUAGGGCUGUUGUCACGGGGGGACAGGGGGGAAUUGUGAGGAGUCAUACUGUUGGGGCUAUGGUUGGGAGUUGUGGACAGCAGCAGCAGCAACAACAACCUCAAGUGCAGCCGAGCGUUGCUCCCCCUCCUCCACCGCAUCGGUCGCUGCCUCAGACACCGCCGAGGGCUGUCGCGAGGAGGCGGUCGAGGGCGCAGAGUACCGAUUCGACAUUGUCGGAGAUUUUAAAGUCGACGGAGAAGAGGCUGAGGGCCGGGAGUGCGACUGGUGGUGUUGGUCGGGGAAGGCAUAUGAGGAUGGGGUCCUUGAAUGCUCGAACCAUGUCGAUGGCGGGGACGAGUCAAGAGUGCUUGCUGGCGAAGAAGGGGAUGGGUCACAAACGACAGGACUCUGAGGUGUCGGCCGUGUCUGAGUCUGAUAGCUUGGCUGAUGAGGAGAGCCCGAUUGAGAACCCGGCUGGACUGACGUCGCCCAGUCGCAGUGGGCUGGUUCGAAAGCCAGCGCAGGAGCAGCCCCAACAGGCAGAAAGGCAGGUGGAGAUGGUGAUCCAAUCGCCGAGAAGCUCCAUCUCCUCCGCGCUGUCGACAGUCUUCAGUGAGGACGAGAUGCCAGACGAGGUCAAAAAGGCAAUCAUGCCGUUGGAUGGCUUUGUCGUUGCACCCCAGCCCGCCGCCAGUGUCCAAGCGCCUGCCAUGAACGACCCUUUCAUCACGGCGCCAGUUCCUUUGCCGCUGUCCAUCAACAGAUAUUCCCCCAGCACCACCUCGGUUGGGUUGAGACAACAGCCCAAAACCCAAGGUCUGUUCCGAGAAAGCCUCGAACGGUCCACCAUACAGCGCCGAAUGACACUCGCAAGCCCAACCCAAGAUCUCAUCCUCGCCCCCGGGCCCAGUGUAGCCCCUGGCUCAACACUCAUUCAACAACAAGAUGAUAACAUCCCACGAAUCCCAGCCGGUCCUCUCUUCCUCCGCCUCACAAAAACUAGCACCCUCAGCACAAUCCCCAUCCUCCCACCCCCCGCCGCCCCCGGCCCGGUCUUCAGCCAAUACCAACAACGCCGCAAGACCCUCUCCCCCACCAAAACCGUCUCCUUCGCCGACGAUCUCCCCCAAAUCCACAACGUCCCCCGCCACUCCCCCACCCGCCCAUCCAAAAAGCCCGGCAUCAAAAUGUCUCCCUCCCAACACCAACUCCAACUCUCCCUCUCCCGCCACGGCAACAGAGACUCGGCUUGCUCAACCUUUUCGGUGGGCAACGCCCCGGCGAGCGUGCUCAAAAGAUCGGCAGAGGUGAACAACGCCAGCUUUUUUGCCAACUCACUGUUGUUUCCUGACCCGCUCAACCUCAGGUCAGCAGCGACUUCCCCACCACCAACCACAGCCGCCGGCUCUGAGGGGGAGGGGGAGUCAGAAGAUGAGGACGACAUCCCCCUGGCGGAUACUGUCGCCUCGCUGAGGAGGAUGAACUCGCAGAUGUCGACUUCGAGUGUGACCUCGCUGCAUAAUGAGAACCCGAAGCGGUUUUCGGGGACUUUGCAGAAUGUUCAAAAGAGGAAGUCGAUUGGGGCGAGGAAUUAUCUUUCGCUUGGGGGGAAUGUUGACACUGCGAGGCGGAGGAAGAGGAGUCAGUCGGUGACCAAUGGGGGCGGGGGCGGUGGUUUGCAUAAUAGAUCUAACUCCCAGCCUGCCUUGCCGCAGCAUAGGAGACAGGGGAGUCGAGGGAAGGGAGGUGGGGCGAUGAACGCCUCACUCAGUCAGACCAGUUUGGGGAGUCCGAGGGUGAGUAGGGAGGUUAUUCCGCUGGCGUAUCCGGUCGAGAAGCGGCAGGAGGGGUGGGAGUGGGGUGGGAGUGUAGGGGCGGGGAAUGUGUCGCCGCCGCAUAAGAGGAGGAAGCCGGGGAGUGUGCAUGAGCGGAGGCAGAGUUUGUUGAGGAUGAGUGUGUUGGAGACAGUGACGGAUUCGUCGCCUGGGGUGGUGGGUGGUGGUGGUGGUGGUUGUGGUAACAAGGAGAAUGAUGGGGAGGGAGGACCGUUCAAGUUGCCAGUGAGGGAGGAGUUUACUUUUCAUAGUGGGUAUGCUGGGAUAGGGGGGGGUGUGAGUUUGGGGCAGUUUGGGACGCCGAGUAGGGGGGGAAGGGGGACGGGGACGGGGAGGAAUAGUGUGGAGAGUUUGGGGUUGUAUGAUAGGCAGGGAUUUUUGAUUACUACGCCUGUGAGGGGUGGUGCUGGUGGUGGUGGGAAUAAUAAUGGCGGGUCGCCGUUGAGGGGGUUGAUGGUGCAGCAGGAUCGGUUGCAGAGUAGUCCUUCGAGGUUGAGGGUUUGA
This is a messenger RNA of Podospora pseudocomata, 3210 nucleotides long. RefSeq lists its product as uncharacterized. The coding region runs from base 1 to 3210 and encodes 1069 amino acids. NCBI's taxonomy places the organism in Eukaryota, Fungi, Ascomycota, Sordariomycetes, Sordariales, Podosporaceae. The record is from RefSeq and is a predicted model, not a curated record. The transcript has a single exon.